Messenger RNA from Artibeus jamaicensis (Jamaican fruit-eating bat), 2746 nucleotides. RefSeq names its product hydroxyacyl-CoA dehydrogenase trifunctional multienzyme complex subunit alpha (gene HADHA). The record is from RefSeq and is a predicted model, not a curated record. Gene Ontology annotation, molecular function: long-chain (3S)-3-hydroxyacyl-CoA dehydrogenase (NAD+) activity; enoyl-CoA hydratase activity; NAD+ binding. The coding region runs from base 93 to 2387 and encodes 764 amino acids. Lineage: Eukaryota; Metazoa; Chordata; Mammalia; Chiroptera; Phyllostomidae. Gene Ontology annotation, biological process: fatty acid beta-oxidation. Gene Ontology annotation, cellular component: mitochondrion; mitochondrial fatty acid beta-oxidation multienzyme complex. The transcript is spliced from 20 exons.
ACGCCUCCUCGGGGCCAAGCUGCGGGAAGAAAAGUGUUCAGCUCGGCCCCCCGCACUUGAACUCUUUCCACUUUCGUCCUCUUCUCCCCAAGAUGGUGGCCUCUCGGGCAAUUGGCAGCCUCAGACGCCUCUCGAAUGCCUCCAGGACGCUUCGCUGCCCAGGUUAUAUUUGUCGCAACUUUACAAGGUCAUCUGCUUUGCUGACCAGAACCCAUAUUAACUAUGGAGUCAAAGGGGAUGUGGCAGUCAUCCGAAUUAACUCACCCAAUUCAAAGGUAAACACACUUAAUAAAGAACUGCAGUCGGAGUUCCUAGAAGUAAUGAAUGAAAUCUGGGCAAAUGAUCAAGUCAGAAGUGCUGUCCUCAUCUCAUCAAAGCCAGGCUGCUUCAUUGCAGGUGCUGACAUCAACAUGAUAGCUUCUUGCAAGACCCCUGAAGAGGUAAGAGAACUGUCACAGGAAGGUCAGAAAAUGUUUGAGAAACUCGAGAAGUCGACGAAGCCGAUUGUGGCAGCCAUCAGUGGAUCCUGCUUGGGAGGAGGCCUCGAGCUUGCUAUUUCAUGCCAAUACAGAAUAGCAACCAAAGACAGAAAAACAGCACUGGGGGUCCCUGAAGUCUUGUUGGGACUCUUACCAGGAGCGGGCGGCACACAGCGACUGCCCAAAUUGGUGAGCAUACCUGCUGCUUUUGACAUGAUGCUGACUGGUAGGAACAUCCGUGCAGACAGAGCAAAAAGAAUGGGACUGGUUGACCAAUUAGUGGAACCGCUGGGACCAGGAAUCAAACCUCCAGAGGAACGGACAGUUGAAUACCUAGAAGAAGUUGCAGUUACUUUUGCCAAAGGACUAGCUGAUAAGAAAGUCUCUUUAAAGAGAAACAAGGGAUUGAUGGAAAGAUUGACAUCGUACGCCAUGAAUAUUCCAUUUGUCAGGGAACAAGUUUAUAAAAAGGUGGAAGAACAAGUACGAAAGCAGACCAAAGGCCUUUAUCCCGCACCUCUGAAAAUAAUCGACGUGGUAAAAACUGGACUUGAGCAAGGGAAAGAGGCUGGCUAUCUCGCUGAAUCUCAGAAUUUUGCCCAGCUCGCAAUGACCAAAGAAUCAAAGGCCUUGAUAGGAUUGUAUCAUGGUCAGGUCUUGUGCAAGAAGAAUAAAUUUGGAGCUCCGCAGAAGGAGGUCAAGCACCUGUCCAUUCUUGGCGCAGGGCUGAUGGGGGCUGGCAUCGCCCAAGUCUCCGUGGACAAAGGCAUAAAGACUAUGCUUAAAGAUGCUACGCUAGGCGGGCUGAGCCGAGGGCAGCAACAGGUGUUCAAAGGAUUGAAUGAUAAGGUGAAGAAGAAAGCUCUGACAUCAUUUGAAAGAGACUUCAUUUUCAGCAACUUGAUUGGGCAGCUGGAUUAUCAGGGUUUUGAAAAGGCCGACAUGGUGAUUGAAGCUGUUUUUGAGGACCUCAGUCUUAAGCACAAAGUGCUAAAGGAAGUAGAAGCGGUGAUUCCAGAGCACUGUAUCUUUGCCAGUAACACAUCGGCUCUCCCAAUCAAUGAAAUCGCUGCUGUCAGCAAAAGACCCGAGAAGGUGAUUGGCAUGCACUACUUCUCUCCUGUGGACAAGAUGCAGCUGCUGGAGAUCAUCACAACAGAGAAAACAUCCAAGGACACAAGUGCUUCCGCCGUAGCCGUGGGCCUCAGACAGGGGAAGGUCAUCAUCGUGGUUAAGGAUGGGCCUGGCUUCUAUACUACGAGGUGUCUCGCACCCAUGAUGUCUGAAGUCCUCCGAAUUCUCCAGGAAGGAGUGAGCCCUAAGAAGCUGGAUUCCCUGACCACAGGCUUUGGCUUUCCUGUUGGUGCUGCCACACUGGUGGAUGAAGUUGGCGUGGAUGUAGCAAAACACGUAGCAGAAGAUCUAGGCAAAGCCUUUGGGGAGAGAUUCGGAGGUGGAAGCCCAGAACUGCUGAAACAGAUGGUGUCCAAGGGCUUCCUGGGUCGCAAGUCUGGGAAGGGCUUUUAUGUCUACCAGGAGGGUGUGAAGAGUAAGAACUUGAAUUCUGACAUGGAUAGUGUUUUGGCAAGUCUACAGGUGCCUCCUAAGUCUGAUGUGUCCUCUGAUGAAGACAUCCAGUACCGCCUGGUGACCAGGUUCGUGAACGAGGCUGUCCUGUGCCUGCAGGAAGGGAUCCUGGCCACCCCCGCAGAGGGAGAUAUCGGAGCAGUCUUUGGGCUCGGCUUCCCCCCCUGCCUUGGAGGGCCCUUCCGCUUUGUGGACCUGUUUGGCGCUCAGAAGGUAGUGGACCAGCUCAGGAAGUAUGAGGCCGCCUACGGAAAACAGUUCACCCCAUGCCAGCUGCUAGUUGAUCAUGCCAACAGCCCUAACAAGAAAUUUUACCAGUGAGCAGGCCCUCACGCCCUGCUCGCCCCCCACCUACUAACCCCGGCUCCUGGCAGCGCUGGUUGCCCAGCAGAGUGGCAUCUAGAUUUUUGGUAACCUCAAGGAAAGCAAACUCUGACACUGGGUCUGUGCCUUGAUUAAAGUGCCUUCAGCUGUGACUGUCCCGCCCUCCUGGUGAAGUCUGGCUGUGUUUGCACUUCAUGUCGGGAGGUGGAACCCACUGUCCUUGUGAAUCUGUAAGUCCCAAGACCCAGAGUGGCAGCACGCCUGCCUGGAGGCCGGUGGUGGCCAACAGCGGUGACGGCAAUUAUGCCCUUGGCCAAACACAGGGCAACAAUAAAAACCAAACUUAUUUAUCAGCC